GGAGGGGAGGGGAGAAUGGCCAAGGAUUUGGUGCAGAUCCCAGACGAUUUGGAUUUCAGGUCGUUCCGAGAUGAAUGUCAUUCUGAGAGAGGCUGGUCCAUGAAAUACAACAAGCCCGGAAUCAGCGUGUGGAUUCAGGUGAUGGAGGAGGAUAAAGCCUUACAUAAAAUUAAGUGCAGGAUGUUCUGCAAGGACGUGAGCUCGGAGCUCCUGUAUGAUGUCCUACACGAUGCAGAGUACCGCAGGAAAUGGGACGAAAACAUGAUCGAGACCUUUGACAUUGGCAAGCUGACGGUUAACGCCGAUGUCGGGUACUACGCCUGGAGAUGCCCGAAGCCUUUGAAAAACCGUGAUGUUGUCACACUGAGGUCGUGGCUGCCCAUGGGGAAUGACUACAUUAUCAUGAACUACUCUGUGAAGCACUCGAAAUACCCUCCUAAGAAGGAACGAGUCCGGGCAGUUUCCACCCAGACUGGAUACCUGGUAGAAACUAACAGUGCCAACAGCUGUACCCUCACUUACCUGGCACAGGUGGACCCUAAAGGCUCGUUACCAAAAUGGGUGGUGAAUCAAUCAUGGCAGCUUCUGGCUCCCAAAGUGAGUAUGAUGUUUGAUGUCGAGGUAGCGUUGUCAGUCUCCCCGGGGCAGGUUCAUAUUAGAUAA
Molecule: messenger RNA, 663 nt
Organism: Carcharodon carcharias (great white shark)
Lineage: Eukaryota; Metazoa; Chordata; Chondrichthyes; Lamniformes; Lamnidae
Product: START domain-containing protein 10-like
Exons: 5
Coding region: 16-663 (215 amino acids)
Molecular function (GO): lipid binding
Source: RefSeq, a predicted model, not a curated record